UCGAAUCGAAACGUCAAAAUCAUGUGAUUGUUGUUUUGCAGAAUUUUGCUGUAUUUUAGAUAAAGUUAAAUUUUAAUUAAAUAACCACUAGUAAACCAAACAAGAACUGUUUUAAAUAUUUUACGACGAUAAAAACCAUUGCAAUGACUGUAAAAUCAGCAGAUGAAGCAGAGGCUUUGCCUGACAUGGACACCACCUGUGAGCUGUUAGACAAGCUCGUACUGAAGCAACUACAUCUCAUGGAGGAUAAAAUGCGUGCAGAGGUGAACAUUGAGGCUAACUUGAACAAUGGCACUAUUCACCUGGCCAAGUCUCGCUACAUCAUGGGCCAGAGUUCCGUGAGUGCCACCCGGCUGCCCCUCGACACCAGCCCAGAGUUCUCCGCAUCUACUCUGUGUGCCUCCACCGAGGAGGAUGGAGUCACUCAGUUGAAGGUUGUAGAAAGUGAUGCUGAAAAUACUGUGAAUCCCCUGCGGUGGUUUGGAGUGCUGGUGCCACAGAACCUGCAUAAAGCACAGAGUAUAUUCCAGAACACUAUCAAUUAUGUCAUUGAGUGUGCCAACAUCCAGCUCCAACUGACCAGCAACUUGGAGAAUAUUGAAUUAUUGAAGAAAUUUAAAAGUUCAUUAGGCGUUGGGUCUGUAGAGUAAUCAGGUAAGUGUAGUGAUACUAUAUUUCAGUUUUUAAGAGAUGAUUUAUUAAUUUAUAAGUUGUAUGUUGUAAAAAUAUUUAGUAUUUUGCAGAUUGAUUAAGGUUAUAUUUGGGAUAUAAAUGAAAUGUCCAGUGUAAA
Messenger RNA from Plutella xylostella (diamondback moth), 790 nucleotides. Its product is annotated as vacuolar ATPase assembly protein VMA22. Gene Ontology annotation, biological process: vacuolar proton-transporting V-type ATPase complex assembly. NCBI's taxonomy places the organism in Eukaryota, Metazoa, Arthropoda, Insecta, Lepidoptera, Plutellidae. The record is from RefSeq and is a predicted model, not a curated record.